AUGGUUUAUGAUACUUGGAGUUUAGAAACUCAAUUAAAAUAUAAACCUUCAUCAAUGAAUAACAGACAAGUUGUUUAUGAACACACUGAUACAAGUAAUUUUAAAAAGGUUUCAUUAAAUACGUAUCCAAAUCUUAGGAAAUUUAGAUCAACAAAUCCAUCCUCACAAGUAGGAGGAAUCACUUCUGGGCUAAGAACUCUGGUUAUUUCAUAUGGCUUAGUAGAUAUUCCUAAGCGUUAUAGAAUUUCAUGUACUAAAAAAGAGUGUGCUGUAAAGGAAAAACAUGCAACACCUGAAGAUACUUUAACUAAGAAACAAGUAACGGUGUUUGACAAAUUUCAAAGGAAUGUGUCUGAAAAAGAUACAUAUUCUUAUUUGAACCACAAACAAACUAAAGCUAAAGAACACUCACUAUUAGAACAAAUCUUUCAUGAAAUAGAUCAGUUCGGACUAGAUGCUGCUACAGCUGAUUCAUGGAAGAGAUAUACGGUUUCAUGUGCUGCAAGGCUAGGUUACAAAAAAGCUAUACGCAUGAUGGAAUCAUGGGGGUUGGACAAGUCUCAAAUAAUGUUGGACGAAUUUCAAGAGAAUAUGCCUGAAAAAGAUGCAGAUUCUUAUUUGAAUCACAAACAAACUAAAGAUAAAGAACACUCACUAUUAGAACAAAUCUUUUAUGAAAUAGAUCAGUUUGGACUGGGUACUGCUACAGCUGAUUCACGGAAGAGAUAUACGGUUUCAUGUGCUGCCAGGUUAGGUUAUAAAAAAGCUAUAUGCAUGAUGGAAUCAUGGGAGUUGAACAGAUCCCAAGGAGUUGUGCCCAACAAAGGGAGUGUUACAUAUAUUAGACCAAGAACAAUCCCAAAACAAAAUAUUAGAAGCGUAGAAGAAAAUAUUAGUAAGACAAGAACUCAUUUGAUAGACGGAUACCAACUUUCUAUACCGAAGAAAGAAGAAGUCACACAUGAUAAGUUGGACAAAAUUCCAGAACAAAAUAUUAGAAAUAAAGAAGAGUGUUUUGCUAAGGUGAGGGCUCCUAUGCUAGAGGAAUAUCAACUUUUUAUACCCAAAAAGGAGGAAGUCAUACAUGCCAAGAAGGAACAAAUCCCAAAACAAAAUAAGAAGGAGGAAGUUGCACAUACUAAGAACGAACAAAUCUCAAAACAAGACAGGAAAAAGGAAGUUACACACAGUAGACAGGAACAUAUCCAAAAAAAAAACAAGAAGGAAGAUGUUUCACCUGUCAAGAAAGAACACAUCUCAAAACAAACCGAGAAAGAAGAUGUUUCAAAUGUUAAAAAGAAACAUAUCCCAAAACAAAACAAGAAAAAGGAAGCUACACACAGUAAACAAAAACAAAUCUCAAGACAAAAUAUUAGAAAUGCAAGAGAACAUUUUACUCAGGCAAUGAAUCUCAUGAUACAAAGAUAUCAACUUCCUGUACCCGAGAAAGAAGAAAGCGCACAUGUUGAAUUAGACAAAAUUCCAGAACAAAAUAUUAGAAAUGCAAAAGAACAUUUUGCUAAGGCAAUGGAUCUCAUGAAAGAAAGAUAUCAACUUUCUGUACCCAAGAAAAAGGAAGUUACACAUGCCAAGAAGGAACAAAUUCCAGAACAAAAUAUUAGAAAUGCAAAUGAACAUUUUACUCAGGCAAUGAAUCUCAUGACACAAAGAUAUCAACUUUCUAUACCCAAGAAAGAGGAAAGCACACAUGUCGAAUUAGACAAAAUUCCAGAACAAAAUAUUAGAAAUGCAAAAGAACAUUUUGCUAAUGCAAUGGAUCUCAUGAAAGAAAGAUAUCAACUUUCUGUACCUAAGAAGCAGGAAGUUUCCUGUGUCAAAAAAGAAUGUUCCACAAUGCUACAAACCAAUAAUAACACAAUAAUUCUUAAAUCAUCUAGAAAGAAACAGAAAGGUGAACAAGGUCCAAAGCUAGGAUGUAGUACAGGAAAAGAUUAUGUAUCAAAAAAAAAAACAAUUGUAAAAGAAGAAUCACUGUUAAAGGAAGAUUAUAUUCUUAAGCAAAAACAAACUACUAAAAAACAACAAAUAAAGAAGAAAGUUACCUUUAAGCCUAUCUCCCCCGAAGCCUCAAAGUCUUUGAUAAUCAUUGGUGAGUACAAGAAGGAAUUAUUUGAUGAGAAAAAACGGGACAUCAUCAUAUCAAGAGAUAAACACAUUGAAGAGAAACAUAAGACCAUAGACACAGAAGAAAAACAAAAAGUAGACAUCAGACAAAAAUCUCCUGUACCAGCAAAAAAAAUUGUGUCUCAUUCCAAAAAUAUAACUCCAGUGGACUCAACACCUGCUGUUGUUAUCGCUAAUACAAAACCAGCCACUUCUACUGAAAAGGAAGAUAUUACAAAGAAAUCCUCCGUACCAACAAAAGAAAUCAUUUCUAAUUUUAAAAUCAUUGCUCCAGUGAACAUAAUACCCCCUGUUGUUAUCACUAAGACAGAACCAAUCUCCCCUACUGAAAAGGAAGAUACCACAAAAAAAUCAUCAGUUCCAACACAAGAAAUUGUAUCUAAUUUCAAAAAUACAACUUCAGUAAAUUCAACACCUGCUGUUGUUGUCACCAAGACAGAGCCUGCUUCUUCUGCUAAACAAAAAAAUAUCCGUACACAAAAACACAAAAGUGAUGUAGAAAAAAAUAAAUUACUCUUCUCAAAAAAAGAAGAAGAUGUUACAAAUCAAUCUGCAAUACCAACAAAGGAAAUAAUUUCUAAUUUUAAAAUCAUAAACCCUGUAAAUAUAAUACCCCCUACUGUUAUCACUAAGACAGAAGCAGUCUCUUCUACUGAAAAGGAGGAUACCACAAAAAAAUCAUCAGUUCCAACACAAGAAAUCGUGUCUCAUUCCAAAAAUAUAACUCCAAUGGACUCAAUACCUACUGUUGUUGUCACUAAAACAGGACCUGCUUCCUCUGCUAAACAAAAUAAUAUUGUUACACAGAAACCCAAGAGUGGUAUAGAAAAAAUUAAAUUACUAUUCGCAAAAAAAGAAGAAGAUACCACAAAGAAAUCAUCAAUACCAGCAAAAGAAAUUGUUUCUAAUUUUAAGACCAUAACUCCUGUGAAUAUAAUACCCCCUACUGUUACCACUAAGACAGAAUCUGUUUCCUUUAAUGAAACAAAAAAUGUUCCUAAACCAAAUAAUCAAAGUGGUUUACAAAAAUUUACAUCUUUCUUUAAAUUUCAUAAGAAAGAUCCAUCAGAAUUAUCAAGUUCACAACCACAUAGCUGUAUAGUAAAGGAACAAAAAGCACCAAAAGAAGUGCAAAAAUCACAGAAAAUACCAGAACUAUGUCCUGACAUGGUAGAUGAUGUCAGGAAAAAGUUCUAUGAGGUCUAUCCAAGCCAAAAAGAUCCGUCGGAGACAAGGCAGCAUUAUCCUGAUAAACCAUUAGCACCGGGGCUCAGAGAAUUAAUCGACAGCAAAAUUACUAAUGAACCCUAUCGAUAUUUAGAUAGGGGGACUAAUAAAGUCGAAAUCUUUGACCCUUACUACGUCCCAAUCGAUGAUUCUAUGUAUGAUUCAUCAUUGUUUGAUGAUACCGAGUACAUCCUCGAAACCGUCCUUGCCAAAAUGGUAAAACGGGAUGGAUGGAAAGGUAGAAUGGAGAAUUUUAAGUCAUCGUGUGAAUAUAUGUCAUUUGCGACAGAUUGCAUUGUCUUAGACAGCACUGUCCUAAAUGGGAUACGAAAUGGUAGUAAUUAUGUCGGUUCAGCCAUAUCCAAACUUUGGAAAAAAGACACUAAAGAUUCCUAA
Molecule: messenger RNA, 3768 nt
Organism: Arxiozyma heterogenica
Lineage: Eukaryota; Fungi; Ascomycota; Saccharomycetes; Saccharomycetales; Saccharomycetaceae
Exons: 1
Coding region: 1-3768 (1255 amino acids)
Source: RefSeq, a predicted model, not a curated record